GAUUGCAUUCUUCUUUUUUAAGGGCCAAUCAAACACCUCUGUACUACAAAUACAGCGCGUUCUGCAAUAUUCAAUUUUGGCCCUGAAUGUUUUGAACAUGUUUUUGGCAUCAUUAAAUAUAUGCUCUGCUAAUUUUUUCUGUUGACAUUUUAAGCUUUUGGAUUUCGUUUAUUCCAGUAGAUCAUUGUAAAUGUGCUCCUAUUUUUUCAGACGUGCACAAAUUCCUCGAAUCUUAUUUUUAUGUAUUCAAGCAAAUUUUGCUGACAGAAGUACUCAUUAUGCCUGAAUCAAAUAGUAUGAAUGGAAGUCCGUCUUUUAGAAGACGUAAACAAGAGUAUACUUCACAAGAAAAUGAUUCAAAUGCUCAAAAUACAGACAACUGUUCAAAGUAUACAGAGGAACAGCAAAGAGCAGUUGAAAAAAUUCGAAGUUGCUCCGACUAUUAUGAGAUUUUGGGUGUUACUAAGGAAGCUGGUGAGUCAGAAUUACGUAAACAGUAUAAAAAACUUGCUCUUCAGCUGCAUCCAGAUAAAAACAAAGCACCAGGUGCUGUUGAAGCAUUUAAAGCUGUUGGAAAUGCAUUUGCCGUACUAACUGAUCCUGUCAAAAGAAAGCGCUAUGACACUUAUGGUCUGGAAGCUAUGCAAACCACUGAAAAUCAUACUCAAGAAGGCUAUUACUAUGCUCAUUCUUUUGAAGGUGAUAUGACAGCUGAAGAACUUUAUAAUAUGUUUUUUCAAGGCCAAACUUUUGUUAGAACUGGUGGUCAGUGGCGUCGAUUUCAAACUGGGCAAUCUCAUCAUUAUCACGAGCAGGAAAGUCAAAGCCCACUCCGUCAAAUGCUGCCUUUAUUGUUUGUUGUGGGAAUAUCUAUUUUAAGCACCUUUUUGUAUACUGAUCCUCCUUACAGUUUACAAAGAACUAUGAAAUAUUUAUAUGAACGAAGAACUAGCAAUCUAGAUGUUCCUUAUUAUGUGAAAGACUCUUUUAUGCAGAAAUAUGAAUCAUUAUUGUCUCACGUAGAAAAGCAAGUUGAAGAUGAAUAUUUGGUUAAUUUAAGAACUUCUUGUUUUAGAGAAAGAAAUUAUAAAGAGAACAUGAUAUGGAGAGCCAAACACUUCAAAGAUGUCAAUUUAGAGGCAAAGGCAAAGAGCAUACGAACACCAUCAUGUGAUGCUUUAAGUGAUUUGUACAAAAACUACAACAGAUUUUAGUAAAUGUAGCUGUACUUCUACUGUUUAUAACUGAUGAACAAUUUCUUCAUUUCCAUCUUAUGGUAAGUUUUUUAGAAUCUUGGUUUAAAUAGCAUUGUGAUUAAAAUAAUAUGCUAUUGAAUCAAAAUAAUUUGUUUAAUAAUGUGUAUUAAAUUAUUUUGUGCUUGAAAUACAUACCAACUAUUUGCUAUAAGCUACGUAGUCAGUAAAUUUUUUUAGACAUUUGUAAAUAAUUUAGAUUCAUUGAUUUUGAAAAAAAUAUUUUAAAUUUUUAUAUAAUUUCUGAAGUUUAAAGUAUCUAAGCAGUAAAAAUAUUGAAAUGAAAAAGUAAGUGCAAGCUUUCUUUUAGAGCCAAUUGUGUUUCUUGAUAAGUGAUUACUUUUUAGUGCAAUCCGAUUUCUGUUUUCAUUCUUAAAUGUAGUGAUUGUAUUAUUUCAAGACUUGUAUUGUUACUGCUAUUUAUCAUAACAUUUUAAUAAACAUGAAGAAUUUUUGAAUUAGUGUUUCUAUAUCUAAAGGAGUUUAGAGAGAAAAUUGCACCUUACCAGAAACAGUUCGUAAUUGGCCAAAAUUUAAAUUUGUGUCAAAAUUUUGUGUUUAAUUUACAUGGAGCACAUUGAUAGGGUAUAUUUUUCCAACAAAAUCUCAGAAUUAUGGAAAUUUAUUCUUUCUUGCUUUUUGAAUCAGUUUUAAAUAUUUAAAAUAAUGUAAAAUUAAUAUGUAAAAUAAAUAUUUAAAAUUUUUUGUUAAAAAGCCAUAAUUUUUAUGAAACAAGUUUUAAAAAGUAUAAUAGCUAUACUUGAUGUUUAUAUCAAGUUAUUUAUGUUUCUAUAUUCUUAUAAUAUACUGUUAAUUUUUAAAAAAAAUAGUUUUCUUAGUAAGGUUUUUUGUUGUAGAAAAUUUUGAAAUUAAACUAAAAAAUACUUAUGUUUUUAUAAUAAGUUGAUGAAUCUAUUAACCAACAAUUUACAGAACUUUGCCGUAACCGGUUUAAAAAAAUUAAAUGGAGCUUAACAUGAUUUUAAGUUGAAGUAAGAAAACCAGAUUUGUCAAUAUGGUAUUUGAUUUUAACUUGCAUUCUCUCUUUUAACCGUAAUUCAACUUAUUUUAAAGCUGCCGUAAAUCUCUUUAGAUAUAGGGACUCUAUUAUUAUGAGCUCUAUAUUGAUUUCUUUAAUUUUGAUUUAUUUAAACUCUCAAUUCUUAUUUUUCGAUCAUUGAAUUUUUUAACUAUCUCAUAUAAAAAUAGAAUACAGUGUGAAAUAAAAAUGCAGUUUUAUACCCUUAUAUAUUUUGAAAAUGUUAUUCACUAAAAAGUAAAUUAAACUGACACAUUGUGUUCUUAAAUUAUGCACCAUUUUCAUGGUGGUUGAAGUUUUUCUAAACUACCAUAUAGAUAUUAUCCAGUUUUUUUUUGUUAUAUUUAUUUUCUUACUAAGAUAUGUAAGUAUAAAAUA
Parasteatoda tepidariorum (common house spider) is the source of this 2670-nucleotide messenger RNA. Its product is annotated as dnaJ homolog subfamily B member 1. Gene Ontology annotation, molecular function: Hsp70 protein binding. The record is from RefSeq and is a predicted model, not a curated record. Gene Ontology annotation, cellular component: endoplasmic reticulum membrane. NCBI's taxonomy places the organism in Eukaryota, Metazoa, Arthropoda, Arachnida, Araneae, Theridiidae. Gene Ontology annotation, biological process: cellular response to misfolded protein.